Ilex paraguariensis (yerba mate) is the source of this 1865-nucleotide messenger RNA. The record is from the annotation of a GenBank genome assembly. Lineage: Eukaryota; Viridiplantae; Streptophyta; Magnoliopsida; Aquifoliales; Aquifoliaceae.
AUGAAGAUGGGGUUAGAGAAUCUUGUCAUGAUACCUGGAGGGAGAUAUGGUUUUGAUGGUUGGUUUCUGGUCCUGAUAGAAUGUGACAAUGGCUGGUAUGGAGCAGAUUGCAGUAUUCCAUCUGUUUUAUCGUCCAUCAGAGAGUGGCCCCGAUGGCUUCAACCACUGACGGCUAGUGUUACUGAUAAUGUACACCUCACAGAAAAUCUACCCAAUCUCGAUGUUGUGGUGGAAAAGAAAAGGCCACUCAUCUAUGUUUACGAUUUGCCGGCAGAGUUUAACAUUCUACUCCUGGAGGGAAGGCAUUUCAAUCUCAAGUGUGUAAACAGAAUCUAUAAUGACAGGAAUGCUACAAGAUGGACAGAUCAGCUGUAUGGUGCGCAGAUGGCAAUCUAUGAAAGUAUUUUGUCUAGCCCCUUUCGAACAUUAAAUGGUGAAGAAGCAGAUUAUUUCUUUGUUCCAGUUCUAGAUUCGUGCAUUAUACCUCGUGCUUAUGAUGUACCACACUUGAGUAUGCAGGAGCAUAAUGGCUUGAGGAGCUCGUUAACCUUAGAGUUCUACCAGAAGGCACAUGAUCACAUUGUUGCGCAAUAUCCAUACUGGAAUCGCACUUCAGGAAGAGAUCAUAUCUGGUUUUUUUCAUGGGAUGAAGGUGCUUGCUAUGCCCCAAAGGAGAUAUGGAAUAGCAUGAUGUUGGUGCACUGGGGUAAUACAAAUUCAAAAUAUAACCAUUCAACAACAGCAUAUUGGGCUGACAACUGGGAUCAUAUACCUUUUGACAGAAGAGGCAACCAUCCAUGCUUUGAGCCUGAUAAAGAUCUUGUCCUUCCUGCAUGGAAGCGGCCAAAAGAAGAUUCUCUGAGAUCUAAUCUUUGGGCUAGGCCUCGUGAGAAGCGGAGGACACUUUUCUACUUUAAUGGAAACUUAGGACCAGCUUACGAAAAUGGAAGGCCAGAAUCUAAGUAUAGCAUGGGCAUCAGGCAGAAGGUGGCAGAAGAGUUUGGAUCAAGCCCUAACAAGGAAGGGAAGCUUGGAAAACAGCAUGCAGACGAUGUGAUUGUGACACCCCUUCGUUCUGACAAUUAUCAUGAGGAGUUGACAAGUUCUAUUUUUUGUGGAGUCAUGCCUGGAGAUGGGUGGAGUGGACGAAUGGAAGAUAGUAUUUUGCAAGGUUGCAUCCCUGUGAUCAUUCAGGAUGGAAUUUUCCUGCCAUAUGAGAAUGUUCUCAACCAUGAGAUCUUCACUAUUCGGAUACGUGAAGAUGAAAUACCAAACAUGAUAAAUAUUCUCCGGGGAAUCAAUGAGAGAGAGAUACAAUUCAAGUUGGCAAAUGUACAGAAGAUCUGGCAGAGAUUCUUGUAUCGUGAUUCUAUUUUGCUCGAGGCCGAGAGGCAGAAAACUGAAUUUGGACAUGUGGAGGACUGGGCCUUAGAGCUUCUCCAACUGACUGAGGACGAUGUUUUUGCCACAUUCAUACAGGUUUUGCACUACAAGUUACAUAAUGACCCUUGGAGACAGGAACUGCUUCAUGGGAAAAAGGAGUAUGGAUUACCCAGAGAAUGCUUGAUAGGAUCAGCAUGAAGAGCUGUAACGAAACCUUGGAAAUCAAUGGUACAUAUUCCACUGGAUGUGUUGUGUUUCUUCUCGAAAAGCAUCAUGAUAUCAUGGUGUCAUGCUAGUAAAGGCUCAACUUUGUUAUCGAGCUGCGUUAGAUCUUUAUGAAAUGAUAUAAUUGGUUAACACAUACAUCUUAUUAUGGAAUUUUUUCACUAAGACGGUAAAAGUUUUGUUGUGUUGAGUUGAGUAGAAGUUUCGUUUGAGUAUUUUCAAGUGGUUCUUGAGAUAAUUUUUUUCUUUUCUAGGUG